GAGGGGACGGAAAAUUGUCAAACGACAUGAUAGGAACAUUGUUUGACAUUGUUGAAAAUCAAGUAAAUACUCAUAGCUAAAGUCUGUAAAGUGCCUUUGAAGUUUGGUGUAGACGCAAUGUAGUAUGGGUGUAAGACGUCUUAUCUGUUUCCGGAGACGAAGAUGGUCAAGGUACUUAUGCCUGCUUGUUUUUGCCACAGUUAUCUAUUUCAUCUUCCAGGGAACUUACUUGAGGGCACUCAACAAUAACAGCACAGAUAAAUUAGAAAUUGAUGGAGGAGAUAGCAUUAAAGUCAAGCAUGAAAAAUCACUUACUAUCUUGGGAGUUCGAUCAGAUGACCUAUUACACUACGUACCAGACAAGGAUGGAAUGUUCCAUUGUAUUGAUGGAUCAGCUAAGGUUCCUAUGAGGGCUGUCAAUGAUGAGUACUGUGAUUGUCCAUUGGAUGGAUCAGAUGAACCUGGUACAGAUGCUUGCCCGCAUGCAAGGUUUUACUGUGAGCACAACAGCAAAUUCUUGCCGUCUGGUAAGGUGAAUGAUGGUAUAUGCGAUUGCUGUGAUGGAAGUGAUGAGUGGAAAAUUGGCCUCGCAUCAGUAAAGGUCAAAGGUUUUCCUUUGAGUGAUGUCAUUCAACAUGCACCAUGUGUGGAUACAUGCAGCAAACUAGUAGACAGGGAGAGAGAAGAUCAGAGAGUACGUCAGAUAGGGUUACGUUUAAAACAACAGUAUAUAGCUAGAGCACAGGGUCAUUUGUCUAAAAAUUCACAGGAUAUUUAUGGCAAGCAGGGAGAAUUUUACCAACUGAGCAAAGAGUGUUUUGAUCAUGCUGAUUAUGCAGCAUCCUACCAUAUCUGCCCCUUCAACAAAGUAGAACAGACACAGAAUGGUCACAUGUUCAAGUUAGGCAGCAAAGGACAGUGGGAUACCAGUCGGGUUGACAAGCUGGUCUUGGUCAUGAUGGGUGGAGACAGGAGAGGUUGUCCAGGUGAUGGUCGCAGGACAGAGAUUGAAUUCUCAUGUGGUCUGAGUAACUCUAUUACGAAGCUUUUUGAAGAGGAAAAGUGUGUUUACACUGUUCACUUUCUGACCCCUGCUGCUUGCUGACGAAUGAUGUAAUUAUACAAAUGAAAUGAAUUUGCCAAAGUCAUUCCACAUAUUGUUAUCAAACAAUUGAAUUUAAUUACCUUAAUAUGAAUUACAUCAGUGAGGGCCCUAGUAGGGAUUGGAGGUAUAAGGUACCUUUGAGAUAGUUCUUGCUGGCCUAAGGCAUGACCAAGAAUAGUUUAAUUAUAUCAAAGGUACUGACUGGGUAAUUGUACCACUGCCCUAGUGAAAUGAUGCCUACUAUUUGUUUUAUAAGAUCAUGGUAGACUCCUUAUUUGAUAAACAACUUAUAUCUCAAAACUAUGAAUGUUCAUGAUAAUCAGCUUAUGACUGCUUAUAUCUGGUUGUCUGUGAAAGUAUGUAUCUAGCAUAGUAAUUGUCCUCAUAUUUCUGCUCUCACCUUAAAUGAGUAGGAUAUAUUCUCAUAGAAAGGUUACAAACGAGAGGUAGACUGAACAAGUUUUAGCUUCAGCUUUUCAAUAUUAAAAGAUGAUUUAAGUCCUUUUCCCAAAAAAAAAUAAUUCUAAGAAUUGUAGUAACAACAAAUUUUUGUGUUAUUAGUAUUGAAAUACAUAUUAGUGAUGAAAAUUUCUAUUCAAUAGUAUCACUUAUUUUCAAGGGGGGGGGGGUGAGGGCUUUGUUCAUUAAUAUUUUUAAACUCAUAAGCAUCCCUUCUUAAAUUACUUCUAAUACUACUCCUGCUGCUAUGACUGCCACAAGUGUCGCUGCUAUUUCAUCAACUAUGCAUACUUCAAAUACAAAUAUACUACCAUGUGUUAAAUAGCCCCCUGAUGUUUUUUUAUAGUGAUUUUAUUCAAUUUUAAACAAUGUGCCUUAUUGUUGUCUUGAGGAAUGUGUUAAUAGCUCCUUUGAAUUUUACAUUUCUAAUGCCAGUUGAAAUCAGUAUAUUUUUCAAAGAUAUGUUAAACAAGGGACAUGGUCAAUUCGAAAUUCAAAAUUAAGUGAUGUAAAUUUGAAGAUGUGAAUGGUACAGGAAUGAAAAAUUUUCAAUUAAUUUGAGACUAUUCACUUUAGUCAGUAACUUCAUUCUAUGGGACUUUGAAUUAAUUGAGCAGCCCUUCAGAUUGAUUCGAAUUCUGAAAAAUGAAAUGCCAUAAUUGUAUAAAUUGCAUUUUUGUAUUUUAAGAUUUUCCCAGGAUUAACACAUUCAGUUUUUGUUCAACUGAUUUUUUAAAAAAAUCAUAGGUCAAAUUAUGAAAAUUAUCAGAAUCUCAUGAAAUAAUAAGACCAUGAUUUGUUACAGCUAAUGUUAUUCAAUCAUGCAAAAAAUAAAAAUAUACCCAUUAUUGUUUGGUAUGAAUCCAAAUGCAUUGAAAUCAAGAACAUAGCUUAUUCUUAUUUCCAACCAUUUUCAAUUAUCACAUUUGAUAGUCUAUAUCCAUGGUAAUGAAAUAUAAAACAGGUGCUUUAAAUAGAACUAGCAACGAUCAAUUUGAAGGAACUUCAACAGUCAAGUUUAGCUUUGUGAUUUUGUUACCUAUAUUGCAAAUUUAAAGAGUCUUCAAAAGACUUGCCUGAAUGAAAUGUAUUUUUGGUUAAAUACCAUUUUCUAUAUGAGCCCUUCAAUCUAAAUGUAUAUCUCCAAAACUAUGCAUGUGUGUUUGUUAAAAGAGUUGCUUCUUACACUAUACCCCAAGGUGAAUACCGGUAGUCAUUCAUGGAAUAUGUAUAGCAUUCAAAAUAUUUUCAUGAAAUUAUUGAUACAUUACAAUUUUUCAGUAUUACUGUGGAAACCUUGCCAGUAUUGCCAUGAUCAAUUUAAGUUUUCAUCAGAUGGAAAAUGUGUAGAAAUCUGUGUAUGUAAUACUGAUAGUAUAUUGUUAAAUAUUUAUGAAAAAGCAAUAAAUAAGGAGCUUCUUGAAUAGUAUGAAGUUUUUCUGUACUAUUCCAGUCAUUGAACAUAUCUUAAUAACAAUGACAAGAUCUCAUGUAAAAUUUCUGGUGUUUUUAGUUAUAAGCAAUAGCAAAUUUAGGUAAAAUAGUAAUACAAGAUAAAAGAGCCUCUCCUAAAGCCUUUGAUUUUGAUGAUUGCAAAAUGUAAACUAAUCGAAUUCACUAAGGGUAUGUACAUCUAAGAAAAUCACUCAUUUAAUAUCUAUCAAUAAUAAUAAUAUCAUGUUUUACCCAGGGAAGCCACCUCAGUUCUGAAAAACUGAUUUGGGUAAAUCGAAAGAUAUGUAUUAUUUUGUAUCAAAAUAUGUGAAUUCUUUGUUGUGGAUCACUUGUUAUUGUGGAUCAUGCAAAGCAAUUAAAUGUUGUUAUUCAGUGAAACUCCUAUGAAUACUAAUUUCUUUGAAUUGAUGUAAGCUGUAAAUAUUUCACCUAAAUAUUUUUUCGCAGUUAUAUGUAUAUUUUUGAUUGUUGGAUAUAUUCUGUACUAAAAUCUCUGAAAUAAAAUUUAUAGAUUUUGAG
Molecule: messenger RNA, 3538 nt
Organism: Lytechinus variegatus (green sea urchin)
Lineage: Eukaryota; Metazoa; Echinodermata; Echinoidea; Temnopleuroida; Toxopneustidae
Product: glucosidase 2 subunit beta-like
Exons: 7
Coding region: 125-1105 (326 amino acids)
Biological process (GO): N-glycan processing
Cellular component (GO): glucosidase II complex
Molecular function (GO): protein binding
Source: RefSeq, a predicted model, not a curated record